Paramecium pentaurelia is the source of this 3460-nucleotide messenger RNA. Lineage: Eukaryota; Ciliophora; Oligohymenophorea; Peniculida; Parameciidae. The record is from the annotation of a GenBank genome assembly.
AUGGGAGGAUUCAUUUGUUGCAAAAAAAAUAAAAAGUUUGAGUAAUAUAGAUUCAAAUUUACAAAAUUUUAAAGUAAACCAGAAGCAACAUUUAAAUCAAAGGCAAUUUUUUCAAACUAAUUCCUAAAAGCCUUAGAACAAAGAUAUUAUGCCUUAAAACCAAAUGCUGGAUUAAAUUUAGAAUAAUUACAGGUUUUAUUACCUAACAUUCAACCAAGUAAAGUCUAAAAUAUAUAAAGAACUAUUAUAUAGACUAUUAAUGUAUUUUAAGUUGGAAAAUGAAGAUCAGAUUGAUUUAUAAGGAAUUUGUUUUAUAAUUAGUAAAUUUUUAAAUUAAGGAAAACUUGACUAAAUAGAACUACUCUUUAAUUUAUAUGAUCUAGAUUAAAAUAAGAAGUUAGAUUAAAAUGAAUUUAAAUUGUUUGUGGAGGAGAAUUAAAAUUUAUUAAAUUGUAAUAUAAAUAGAUUCUAAAAAUUUGAUAAAAUAAUUUAGUUUACUACAUGGGGAGAUUAGAAUCUGAAUUUAAGUUAGACUUUUUUUUUCAAAAUUUUUUAAAGACCAUAUGAAGAAAAAAGAAUAAUUGAAGAGUAGAAAGAUUAAAUUGUUUUUGAUAAAAUUUAUAUUAUAAGUUCUAAAUGGUGGGAUUAGUGGAAACAAUAUGUUAAUAGAACAAUUGCAAAUCCUGAAUAACCAAAUGAUUAAAACAUAUAUGAAUUAUCAUAAGAAUUUAUUGAAAUCAGUCCUUAAUAAUGGUUAGAAAGACCUGGACCAAUUGAUAAUAGAGACAUAGAUGGUGAAUAUGAGGGAGAAUUGAAAGUAUAAUUAAUUAAAGGUCGUGAUUAUGAAACUGUUGGAUAAGAAGCUUGGAAUAAUUUAAUGAGAUGGUAUGGUAUUAUAGAUAAAAGACUUGAAUUCAAGAGAAAGUGUGAAACAAUUAAUGAUAAACUUACAAUAGAAUUAUAUCCUACAAUUAUAUAAGGUUUUGAAACAGAUGAAAAUGGAAAAGUUUAAUAUAAAAAUUGUUUUAGAUUUAAAAUGUAUGAAUAUUCUACAAUGCAUGAUGUAAGAAAAAAAUUGUUUAAGAAAUUUCAAAUUUCUACAAAUAAGUAUUAAGAAUAUCUAUUAUAUAUGAUGAAAAUUAAUGAAGAUUGGUAAUGUAUUUUAGAUUUAGAUUCUGAUAUCAUAAGUCUAAAUAUUACAUCUGGUACAUUUUUCACAAUGACUAAACUUAAAAAAAAACCUGUUUCAUAGGUUUCUUACUGGAAAUUAGGAUAAAAAAUCUUAAUUACAGAUCCAUCUACUAAUAUUGAAAAGAUGUGUUUAGUAUAAAGAUUUUCUGAAUCUCUUAAUUUUGUUAUUUUGCAUAUCGAAGGAUAAAGCUCUUUAGAUGAUUUUUAAAUAGAAAUAAAAUAAUCUCCCAUGGGUUUGUAGAGUACAAUAAACUAAGCUAUAUCUAAAUAAAUUAAAUAUCCUGGUUUAUAAAAUCUUGGUAAUACUUGUUAUAUGAAUGCUGCAUUAUAAUGUUUAAUAACUACUUAAUAUUUUAGUAAUUUUCUUAUUAAUGAACGGUAUAAACGUUUUAUUACAGCUAAUAAUUCUUUGACAAAGGAACUGAGUUCUUUAACACAAGAAUUAACUAGAACAAAUGAAACAUCAAUAUCUCCUUAAAAUUUUUAAAAUGUUUUAAUUAAAAUCUUACCUAAAUUUAGAAAAUAUUAAGCACAAGAUGCAGAUGAAUUUUUAGAUGAUUUAUUAACAGUUAUUUCAAAAGAAUUAAAUGAGCAUGAAAACAAUUAAAAUUCAGUCAUAGAAAAACUUUUUCAAGGAUAAUAUUUAACAGAAAAAUCAUGUUAAUAAUGUCCAAACAUAAAAAGUGAAAUUGAAUUAAAAAAAAUACUUCAUUUGACGGUUCAAGAACAAAGUGGAGUUUUCAAAUUAAGAAUUUAUUUUUUUCUUAAUUUAUUUAGGUAUGAUGGAUAAUAAUAAACAAAUAAUAUUAUUGAAAAAGAUUUAGUUAAAAAAACUAUUUUAAUAACAAAUAAUACUAUUAAUACUCCUACAUUUAGAGAUUUAUAUAAUAAGAUAGAUGCUUGUAUUGGUCUUUCUAAAGAAAAAUAUUAAUUAGCUAUUAUUUAUAAGAAGGACAUAUAGAGAAUUAUAUAUAGCAACAAUGAAAAUCAAGCAUUAACUGAUUUAGGUAUUAAUCCCAAUAUGACUAUAUUUUUAUAUUAAUUGGGAGAUUUAUAAGAUGCAUAAAAUCAAUUUGAUAAUGUUCGUAGAAUGUUUAGUUAUAAGUCUAGAGAUUUUUAGAAGAAUGAUUUAGUAGAUUUUUAGGAAACAGGUUAGAAUUGGAAAUAAGGUAAAAUCGAUGAAAUAAAACCUAAUUAAUUUAAAAUAUUACAUCUUAAAGAUAAUAAUUUAGGUUAUGUUUUUAUUUAAGAAAAUAAGAUUGUAUAAUUUAGAUAGAAUACUUCAAAUUAAUAAUUAAAUUUUGUUUAAAUUCCAGUUUUAAAUUAUUAUUUUAACAGUUUUUAAAAGUAAUAUUUGUUAGGUUUAAAACCAAUCAUCGUUUAUUUACCAAUUUAAUAACUCUCUCUUAUUGAAUUAAAAGUCUAUAUUUACAAAUAAAUAUAAAGAUUUAUAAAUUUUGUAACUAUAUUAUUAAUUUUAGGAUCACUUUACCGUUUAAUCACCUUUCUAAACUAAUUCUGUGUAAUAAGAGCAAAUUAUUAAUUUUUUUUCCCAUAUAUCAUUUCCAUAUAAAAUUAGAGUUUUAGAUCAAGAUAGGAAAUGCUUAUAUUGUUAAAAAAUACGACCUGAAAAAAAUAUUUCAUAUUAUCAUUGUUAAGGAUGUGAAGUCGACCCUAUAUUGUUAAUUUUUUAAUAAACUACAAAACCAAGAAUAAUUUUGGAGUGGAAUGAUAUAAAAUUUACCAAAAUAUUAGAGAAAAAAAAAGAUGAAUCAGAAGAGAGAUUAAUAUAAAAUCUUGAUCUUAAGGAUUGUUUUUAAAAAUAUACAGAAGAGUCUGAAUUGAGAUUAGAAUGUAAAUUAUGCGGAUAAAAUAAUUAUUUUAAAUAACAAUCUUAUUUAAAUAAACCACCAAUAAUUUUGAUUCUUAAUUUAUAAAAAUACAAAAGUAAUGGAGAAUUUAUUGAAAGAUAUGUAGAUUUUCCAUUAAAUUCCUUAAAUAUAAAUGAAUGUCUUAAAUCAAAAGAAAAUGUAUUAUAUGAUCUUUAUGCAGUAAUAAAUAGUAAAAGAAAAAGAAAUGAUAGUAAAUAAUUAUAUUUAUUUUAGCACAUUAUACCGCAUAUUUAAAAAAACAAGAUUAAUGGUAUGAAUUUGAUGAUUCUAAUGUUUCUAAAAUAGAAAAAGUAUAAUCUACUAAUGCAUAUAUGUUAUUCUAUACAUGUAAAAAUAUUCCAGAUGAUUGUAAUAUCAAUAUGAGUGAUUUUAUAUGA